Molecule: messenger RNA, 594 nt
Organism: Juglans microcarpa x Juglans regia
Lineage: Eukaryota; Viridiplantae; Streptophyta; Magnoliopsida; Fagales; Juglandaceae
Exons: 1
Coding region: 1-594 (197 amino acids)
Molecular function (GO): nucleic acid binding; RNA-DNA hybrid ribonuclease activity
Source: RefSeq, a predicted model, not a curated record
AUGGAUGUCUGGGGGGAGAGAGAUAGUCCUCUCAAUAAAUGGAGUUCUAAUUAUCAGGACUUCAGAUUGUUGUGGUUGGACUUGCUUAGCAGAUUGGAUGUUGUGCAGCUAGAUCAAGUGACUGCUAUUCUACAUAAGAUUUGGGCUAGAAGAAAUUGUUUUGUUUUUAAUAACAAAUUUAAUAGCCCACUUGCUUUAGUUAGAUCAGCAUUGAAUGACAUAGAGGUUUAUCAUGAAUUACAUCUGAGCUUAUCAACUGAUGCAGAUAGACUACCUCGACAUAUUGCUGACAUGGGAUGGAGACCACCAUCAGAUCCUUACUACAAGUUAAACUUUGAUGUUGUUUCUUAUUCUGAAAAGAGGUUGAUGGGUAUUGGCAUUGUGGUAAGGAACAGUAGGGGUGAGGUUUUGAUUGUGGCUUCUGCUCCAAGAAGUCAUAUUUGUUCUGCAUUUUCUAGAGAAUGCUAUGCUCUUUUAAGAAGCAUUAAAUUGUGCCAAGAGAUGUGUUUACACCAAGCGGUCUUCGAGGGUGAUGCUAAGGCAUUACUUGAGAGUGUUAAUGGUUAUAAUAAUAACUAUUCUUGGCAAGGGUAA